UUCCGUGCUAUCCAACAUGAUUCUUCGCAUAACCAAUUUCGUUUUUUGCAUUAUAAUCGCCGUGAUUCAAGGUUACGAGAUUUGUGAUCAUUUGGGAAUUUUACCGUAUGAAGAAAUUGGUUGUACUCCGACUUUGGGACCAACUGGUUGUCCAAAAUCUUUUGACUGCUCUCAUUACACCGUACCAAAUGAUGCUUGUAUCUUCAAGGGACAAAUUUAUCAAGAUAAUGAAAACGUAAAUGGUACAGCUCCUUGUAAUCCAGCUUGCAUUUGCAGCAUUGAUGAAACAUUUGGACCAAGUAUUAAUUGUGCAGUCUACGAUUGCAACUGGAAUGUAUUCGAGAAUUGUUACCAAACUUAUGAUUUGGAUUCCUGUUGUCCUUCUGGUCAAAAGU
This is a messenger RNA of Nicrophorus vespilloides, 395 nucleotides long. RefSeq lists its product as uncharacterized. Lineage: Eukaryota; Metazoa; Arthropoda; Insecta; Coleoptera; Silphidae. The transcript is spliced from 3 exons. The annotation marks the transcript as partial. The record is from RefSeq and is a predicted model, not a curated record.